AUGGCGAAGACCGCGGGCAACAAGGCGCAGCACCCUUGCUGCAGCAUCUGCGCGGAGCCGACGGCGCCGUCGGACUUCCACCGCGGCGGCAGCGCCUGCGCGCACGCCUUCUGCGGGGCGUGCAUCACGGGCCACGUCCGCGCCAGGCUCGAGUCCGGCCCCGGCGCCGCCGCCGCCGUGCGGUGCCUUUACGCGUCCUGCGGCGGCAAGCUCGACCCGGAGCUGUGCCGCGCCGCGCUCCCGGCCGACGUGUUUGAGCGGUGGUGCGCCGCGCUGUGCGAGUCUAUGUUCGUCGGCGCGCGCAGGACCUACUGCCCCUUCCCCGACUGCUCGGAGAUGAUGGUGGCCGACGACGAGGACGAGGAGGAGGACGACGAGGAGGGUGAGGGUGGGAAGCCCGUGACGCAGUCGGAGUGCCAGGUGUGCCGGCGGCUGUUCUGCGCCCAGUGUGCCGUGCCGUGGCACGCGGACGUCGACUGCGCCGCGUACAAGAGAGGGGACAGGAGCAGGGAGGACCUGAUGCUGAUGGAGAUGGCCAGAGAGAAGAAGUGGAGGCGGUGCCCCAAGUGCGACUUCUUCGUGGCAAAACGGGAUGGCUGCCUGCACAUUUAUCACAGGUGUGACUUUCAGUUCUGCUAUGGAUGUGGCGCUAAGUGGAGGUCUGCUGGGUGUUCUUGUGAUGACGAGGAGCAUGAUGAGAGUGAGGAUGAAGAUGAUCUCGUUGACAUGUGAGCAUGUGACCAUUAUGAUAUACUCCCUCCGUUCCUAAAUACUUGUCUUUCUAGGCAUUUCAACAAAUGACUACAUACGAAGCAAAAUGAGUGAAUCUGCACUCUAAAAUAUGUCUACAUACAUCCGUAUGUAGUAGUCAUUUGAAAUAUCUAGAAAGACAAAUAUUUAGGAACGGAGGGAGUAUGUGUCACAUGCCAUGGUGUUAUGAAAUUCAGGCUGGUUAGAGAAAUAUUUUGAAGUAUUAUAUGGUACGUACGUGCUAGAGAGAUUGAAACACUUAAUGUUUUUGCUACAUGCAAUUCUGAAACUUUUGUUGAUAUAGUAAACAUUGUUCUUCAGCAUAGUGUGAA
Molecule: messenger RNA, 1082 nt
Organism: Triticum dicoccoides
Lineage: Eukaryota; Viridiplantae; Streptophyta; Magnoliopsida; Poales; Poaceae
Product: probable E3 ubiquitin-protein ligase RNF217
Exons: 2
Coding region: 1-732 (243 amino acids)
Biological process (GO): protein ubiquitination
Molecular function (GO): zinc ion binding; ubiquitin-protein transferase activity
Source: RefSeq, a predicted model, not a curated record